Molecule: messenger RNA, 2139 nt
Organism: Microcebus murinus (gray mouse lemur)
Lineage: Eukaryota; Metazoa; Chordata; Mammalia; Primates; Cheirogaleidae
Source: RefSeq, a predicted model, not a curated record
UCUUGCCCUGGGGAAGGCAAUGCAAGUUGGCCCUUCCAGCUGGCGCCCAACGUGGGGCUGGACUUGAUUUCUGCAAACGGGGGCCGCAAGAAAAAUGGCGGGUAAGCUUGCAACGCUGGCUUUGGUAUACUCACUUUGCGCGGGGGCACUGGGAACACAAUUAGCAUUGCUUAAAACCCCACCCAUUGUUAGACUUCUUACCAAUAAUACAGAACCCCCUAUAGUGUUCUGUGAGUCUGAGCAGGGGCACUUGGGAUGUGCUCCAGCUCUAUUUUCGUAUGUUAAUGCUUCUAUCAAUAUUUCUCACCCUUAGAGGAAGAGGUUGAUCCAUGGGAUAGCUCUUUGGGAUUGUUCACAGACUGGGUAUCCGGAGCCCAUAUGCAGUGGCUGACUCAAAGAGCCCAGGAAUGGAGGGGAUAUUGCCAACCAAUGAACUGUACGCAGGCUAAUAACUUUACUAGAAAUUGUACCAGGCCUUAUGUGGAUUAUGAAAGUAGACCUGAAAACAUUCAGGAGACAAUUUCACAUAUGCAGUUAAAUUGUACUAAUUCAACCUGUGUGUGGAAAGAGUGUAAACAAAGAUUGUUCUUCCGGGGUAACCCACCUCUUGAUGCCCAAACCUUUAGACUUUGUGUUAGACCACCUUUUGCUUUAAGAAGAUGUCCACCAACCAAUAGGACGGACUGGAGGCAACCUUAUAAGUGCUCUGAGCAAUGCCUAACUUCCUGUACAGAGGCAGUAAAUAUAACUGUCGAAACUUUGUGGCAAUCACAGGGAGUGUUAAACCCAAAUCAAACAGGGGUGAGCUGUUACCAAGAGGGAAUGAGGGUAACAGUCCAAACUGAGCACGACCCCAUUGGGAUAAAGGUCUUGCAGACUGUGAAAAUACCAAAAAUGACCUGUAAUCUUACAGGAGCUCAAAAUAACAGUGGUCAAAAGGGCAUAGUUGACCCCUGUUAUUUCCUUUGCUAUAAUGCCACAAAGAAAGGAAGAGGAGGCAACGGCAAUCCCAUAGUGCUUAUCUCUUGUAAGUACAAUGGGACGUCUGGGACGUUAACCAAUUGUGAAAGAGUUUUUAAAGUGUCAAUGCCAGGGCCACAAGAUCCCCUAUAUUAUCCAACCUAUCCUGGGGAAAAGUGGUUACUGCAUCUCCCAAUGGAGGAAACAGGGGAUCCAGUACAGUGUAAUGCCUCUUUCCAGUGGCUAUCAAGGAGUGUGGCGUUACACGACACUGGGGUACUGAAGCCCAAUAUCUAUAGCUCCUUUGGGGCAGAGGAAGCAUGGAGAGAUAUGGUAGAAAACUACAUAGUGUAUCGUUUCCAGGAAUGGACAGUGGUACCUGUUCAGGAGGGAGAAAUAAUAUUAUCUCGACCAAGGAGGGAACCAGUGACAAUAAUCAUGGCUCUGAUAUCGCUGUUCACUCAGGUUAGAACAGCUAUAAAUGUGGCCGCAAUGCACUGGGCGGGAACUGUGGUGACCGCAGUUGGGGUACUUGUGGACAACGAGGGGCUCCUAUGGGAGUCACAGAGGCGCUUAGGCAACUUAGUGGAUCACCUAGCGUUCCAGGUACAGGUGUUACAAGCGAGAUUGCAGGCUAUGGAGUAUGUGUUGCAGGUUCAAGAAUCUUGGUCUGAAUUAGGCUGUGUUCCUUCACUGUGCCUUACGGACAUCCCUUGGAACGAUACAUGGGGAGUUCCCAAUAUAACCCAGACUUGGAAGGAGUGGGAUGAUCAAUUUUGGAAGAAUUAUGGUGAGGCUAGAGAGCUAUGGCAUAGACAGUUUUUAGAGGGACGAGGUAAAUUGGCAAAAAUCCGCAAAGAUUUAGCUCAAACUGCUCUAGCACAAAAAGUCAAGGAUGCUCUCAAUUCAAUUCCUAAAUGGUUGUGGACUGGCUUAGCAGUAAUAAUUGUACUCAUUAUCAUAAUUCAAGUUGCUUGCAUGGGACUUAAAAUGCUUACUAAGGCGAUUGUAAGCUGGGCAGGCUUUCUUGCAUUGCAGCCAGAGGCGCCUCGCGACGUAGAGCCCGACGCCGCCAUUUACAAAAACAACGGCUACGCAAAUGGAUGGCGCGACUACUGGCAACUCUGGAGCGGUGGGACCCUUUUCCAGAUGACUCGCCGGCCUUAAAAGAAAAAGAAA